AUGGCUUCCGGCCAACAUGGAUCUGUAGAACGAGGUGCAGGCGGAGCUCAGGGCGGUACACCAGACGCAGCCAGAGAGAGUGGCAGUGGGGAGGAGGAUGAGGAGGAGGGUGAGGGCGAGGAGGAUGAGAACGAUGAGGGGAGCGAGGAUGACAGUGAGGCCGGGUGGGAUCCCGUGACGCAUGGCGGUGGGGAAGGGGGGGAUGAUGAGGAGGACCAUGAGAUGGAUGGGUUGGAGCCAGAGGAGGUGGAGGAGGGGGUGGGAGAGGGUGGUGGAGGGGCGGCGACAGAGGCGGCCUCACAGCAUGUGGCUGAAGGAGGAGGGAGCGUGUGGGUGAACGUGGGGAGAAAGCGGGCGUCCAUUGCGGGGCCGAAGCGGAGGAAGAGGGCGAACAAGUUGAGCGAGCGAGCGUAUCCCUGCACAUUCACUGGGAAGCUCUUGGGCGAGGGUGUGGUCGCUCCGGAGUUCCUAGACGAGGACGGAGGGUCCGAGAGUAGUAAGGGGACUGGCAAGGGUAAUAAGAAACCGGGGUGGCAAGUACAGAUGUUCGGGCCUAAAGGGGCAGACGAGAAGCGUCAGUGCAGGAUUUGCACUGACAGGAUUUCGUGGAAGCAAUCCACAACAACACCCGACGAGCGGCACUUCGAGAGCUACCACACAGCGCACAUGCACGUGAGGCAUCACCGUUACCACACUCCGUCCGUUCUCUUGCCUGGGGAGACGUUUCCUCGUGGGGGCUACAAGGGUGUGCCGGAUGGCUACGUCGAUGGGUGGCCGCAUGCCAAGUCUUGGCCGCAUCUCGCCAAGAAGAAAGGGACGGCGUCCGGUGGAGCUCGGGGGUCAAGCGGGAUGGAGCGGUUCAUGACAACCAAGCUGUCCACGGAGGAGCUACGGCAGGCGAUCGCCAAGCUAGUGGCCACCUGCGACCUCCCCUUCCGCAACGUCGAGUCCGAGGCUUUUCGGGAGCUAUUGAUCCUGCUAAACCGCAACUGA
This is a messenger RNA of Closterium sp. Naga37s-1, 993 nucleotides long. NCBI's taxonomy places the organism in Eukaryota, Viridiplantae, Streptophyta, Zygnematophyceae, Desmidiales, Closteriaceae. The record is from the annotation of a GenBank genome assembly.